Messenger RNA from Racocetra persica, 618 nucleotides. The record is from the annotation of a GenBank genome assembly. Lineage: Eukaryota; Fungi; Glomeromycota; Glomeromycetes; Diversisporales; Gigasporaceae.
AUGUCUACAAAUAUUACCUGGCACGAGGGCAGUAUUUCACGCACAGAACGCGAAAAAUUGUUAGGUCAAAAAGGCUUAACGGUUUGGUUUACGGGAUUGUCUGCUUCGGGAAAAUCUACCUUAGCAAGUGCUUUAGAACAACAGUUAUUGCAUUUAGGCUCGUCAUGUUAUAGGCUUGAUGGGGAUAAUAUUAGAUUUGGGCUUAAUAAGGAUCUAGGUUUUGGACAAAAAGAUCGUGAAGAAAAUAUUAGAAGAAUUGCUGAGGUUGCAAAAUUAUUUGCAGAUUCUACAACAAUUGCGCUUACAUCAUUCAUUUCUCCUUACCAAUCUGAUCGUGAUGUUGCAAGAAAAUUGCAUGAAGAUAGUGGAAUUCCAUUUAUCGAGGUUUAUGUUGAUGCACCUCUCGAAGUUGUUGAACAACGUGAUCCAAAAGGAUUAUAUAAAAAAGCCAAAAUGGGUGAAAUUAAAGAGUUCACCGGCGUUUCGGCACCUUAUGAACCACCUCCAUCCCCGGAACUUCACAUCCGUACCGACAAAUUAAAUUUAAAAGAAAGUGUUAAGAUAAUACUUGAUUACUUAAUUGAGAAAAAAUAUAUUAAUCAAAAGGUUUUAAAUUGA